GGAGUGGCUCCCCGGGCGCCCGGCGGGUCCUGGGGCAGCACGAGGUGGCCGCGGCGCCGCGGGGCGAGGCCGGCGAGCCCGGGACGCGCCUGCCCGUAGCUCAGCCUCCGCGAGCGGGGCGCCGCGGAAGCUGCACUUGCCGCGUCCGCGCGCCCGACGGUCCCAGCCCGGCCGGGCGGACAGCGGCCGGGGGCGGGUCUCGGAGGACCGGGCUGCCCCGAGAGCGCCGAGAGGCGGGCCCGCGCCUCCACCGAGGAGCCGGGCGGGCGGCGGGCGCGCUCUCCGCGGCCGCGGGAUGACUUCUCCGGGCUCCCCUCUGGCGCCCUUGCUGCUCCUCUCCUUGCACGGUGACUGCAGGCGCCCCUCGGCUGCCGCCGCGCCGGCCCUGACUCGGACCCCGCGGGGCUCGUUUCAGACAGCGGACUCCUUUACUGGCCGGUCCGGUGUUGCAGCCUCCCUGGAAGUGUCAGAGAGCCCCGGGAGUGUCCAGGUGGCCCGGGGUCAGACAGCAGUCCUGCCCUGUACCUUCACUACCAGUGCUGCCCUCCUUAACCUCAAUGUCAUUUGGAUGGUCAUUCCUCUCUCCAACGCUAACCAACCUGAACAGGUCAUUCUGUAUCAGGCUGGACAGAUGUUUGAUGGUGCCCCCAGGUUCCAUGGUAGGGUAGGGUUUACAGGCACCAUGCCAGCCACCAAUGUCUCUAUCUUCAUUAAUAACACUCAGCUGUCAGAUACAGGCACCUACCAGUGUUUGGUCAACAACCUUCCAGACAGAGGGGGCAGAAACAUUGGGGUCACUGGCCUCACAGUUUUAGUUCCCCCUUCUGCCCCACACUGCCAAAUCCAAGGAUCCCAGGAUAUCGGCAGCGACGUCGUCCUGCUCUGUAGCUCAGAGGAAGGCAUUCCUCGACCAACUUACCUUUGGGAGAAGUUAGACAGUACCCUCAAACUACCUCCAACAGCUACUCAGGACCAGGUCCAGGGAACAGUCACUAUCCGGAACAUAAGCUCUCUGUCUUCCGGUUUGUACCAGUGCGUCGCCUCUAAUGCCAUUGGAACCAGCACCUGUCUUUUGGAUCUCCAGGUUAUUUCACCCCAGCCCAGGAGCAUUGGACUAAUAGCUGGAGCCAUUGGCACUGGGGCAGUUAUUAUCAUUUUUUGCAUUGCACUAAUUUUAGGGGCAUUCUUUUACUGGAGAAGCAAAAAUGAGGAGGAGGAGGAAGAAGAAAUUCCUAAUGAAAUAAGAGAGGAUGAUCUUCCACCUAAGUGUUCUGCCAAAGCAUUUCACACCGAGAUGUCCUCCUCAGAGAACAACACACUGACCUCUUCCAAUACCUACAAUAGUCGAUACUGGAACAACAACCCCAAAAUUCAUGGGAACACGGAGUCAUUCAGCCAUUUCAGUGACUUGCGCCAGUCGUUCUCCCUCCACUCAGGCAAUGCCACUAUGCCAUCCAUCUAUGCCAAUGGGAACCAUCCGGUCCCAGCCAUACAGAAGACUCUGGUAGUGACAGCCAGUAGAGGGUCACCACCACAGGCCAUGCCCAGGAGCAACGGCUCUGUCAGCAGGAAGCCUCGGCCUCAGCCCAUGCACUCCUAUACCGUCAGCCAAGCCACCCUGGAGCGAAUUGGCGCCGUCCCUGUCAUGGUGCCAGCCCAGAGUCGGGCUGGGUCCCUCGUAUAGGAUGUGACUGGAUAGAGAGUUCAGAAAAGAAUCAGCGGAAACCCCAUACGAGAGGUGGAGUGGGGUGGCUGAGUGCUGGGAAAGAAAUGCUUUCCUUACGAGAAUACUAGUAAAAAACACAAAACAGGCAGUGCUGUUACCUGGCCACUACAAUUUAUGAAAUGAACUGGAAAUGCUCCAUCAUGAAGAUUGGUUUCCCCAGCACAGAUAUCCCAGGAUUCUGUUAAAAAAGCUGGAUCUCAAAGAUGUGCCAAGCCAAGCAAAAAAGAUAAAAGAGUAGAAUAGCACUUAAACCCACUGCAGCUCAGAUGGGCUUCUUCUCUAAUUCAUGCCUAACUUAGUAAUUUUUCAAGAGACUAAAGUGCCAGAUGGAGUUUAAAUAACGAAAUUAUUUCAAAAGAUAGGUGUCUUUAGAUAAAAUAAUGAACAACCCAGGGAUGUGUUCUGCCUCACCCUAUUCCCACUUUAGGUAGAGGGCUAAUGGCAUAAAUGGUUAAUAUUGGUCCCAAUAGGGCUGGCUUUUGCAGCAUAGAAUCAAAACUUUUUACACAAACAAAAUUCAGUAAGAAAACAAAAGAAACUUCUCUGAGAAGCCCAUUCAUAUUUAUUUAUUUAUCUCUUCCUGAACCAUGAAUUUCAUAUUUGGAAUAUUGCUAUAUUGACAGAUUCUUGCCUGUCUCUGUUUUUCUAGGGUCUGUUUCAGGUCCAUGACACUGUUCAUUAUUUACUGGAAAAAUAUUUUUUUAAUAGAAAACUAUUGGGUUGUUUUUGAGCCCUAUGAGAGGCAUAGGGCCAGGAAAGAAACGGCUGUGUUUAACACCAAGCGCAGUGAGUGCGUUCACUGAGCCGGCAGGAGGCCCAGCAGGGAAGAGCUGGGUUGUGUGAGCAGCAGAGGAGCAGGAAGGCUCCGCUGAAGGACAUAAGCAUUCCUGGCAGCCUCUCAGAGCAAGGGCGUCCUGGUCUUCCUUGCUAUCACACUGGGUUACUCUUAAUGAGGUCAGCACCUCUGCCUUCCGUACUGAAGUAGGUCACUUUCUCCUUGUUUGACAAGUCGAGGUUAGUAGGUUCUGACAGUGAGGCUGGAGUUUCCUUUUUGUUUUUCUCAAAACAAUUAUUUUUGCAACAGAGGUUAGACUGAGACAAAAGGGAUGACUUCAGGUAUGCUCUGGGGAGGGUCUGCCCUGUAUUUGUCAUGGCUCAGGGUUGCAGUUUUGCCCAAAUUCAUUUUUAUACCACUGUAAAGAGACUCCUUUUGUGAUUCAGUACCUGGUUUGGCUGGCCUUGUAGUUUACCAGAUACUUUACAAACUCCCCACUGUAUUUUGUGCUGUGUAGAUUUGGCCGUACUUGUUUUGGUGACUAUCUUGCCUUAAUCCCAUUUUAAGUGACACACAAAUGAUUUCCCAGAUUUGUUUGCUAAAUUAUUUAUGAUGUUGACCUCAUAAUUUGAUAAGAACAUGUUUUCUUUCCUGAUGUUGUCUCUCACACCCUCUUGCCACUGUGCUUUUUGCCCUCUUUUCCUGCAAGUAUGAUUGUCACAGAAAGUGGCUUCCUUAUUUUCAUACCUAUUUGAAUAAAUGGAAACCAAUAGCUCUUGCACACACUUUUUCCAAGAGGGCUAAGCUCAGAACCUAACCAUUGCAACCAUUCCAAUAUUGAUGAAAAGCUGAAUUUGCUUUAGCAUUAUUUUUUCCCGUUUUAUGGUUCUUGACUUUGUAAAAAUUGAAAUAAAUAAAUGUCUAUACUUUUAUAAAGAAAAGUGGAAAUACCAUGACAGAAAAGAUACUAUCAUAUGUUGUUUAGAAAGCAUUUAUCUUUAUUCUAAUUAUCUAAAAUUCAAUAAAAGUUUAUUCAUACAAAA
Molecule: messenger RNA, 3544 nt
Organism: Manis javanica (Malayan pangolin)
Lineage: Eukaryota; Metazoa; Chordata; Mammalia; Pholidota; Manidae
Gene: IGSF11
Product: immunoglobulin superfamily member 11
Cellular component (GO): cell-cell junction
Source: RefSeq, a predicted model, not a curated record